AUGAAUUUGUCAGAAACCGGUCACUCCUUCAAUUUAGGACAAGAUGGUUUCACAUCACAUAUAUCUUUGGGUGAUCGUUAUGGGUUCAUCGUGAAUGGCGUUUGUAUAAUCGAAGUUCAUAUGCAAGUUGAUGAAUCAGGAAGGAAAAUCGAUGAUGAUAAGGUUGUCGAAAGCAUUGAGAAUGUUUCACCCGAGGAAAUGAUCUCAACCUCAUCAUUUGGUGAGGUGGUGGAUUUCAGGGACAUAGGAAAAGUAGAGAAAGAUUUUGUUCCUCUUCUCGAACAAGCUUGUUCACGAUAUCCCUCACUUAUUGAUAUAAAGAAGAGGAAAAGUCGAAGAUUUAGUGAAUGGGGUUUCACAGCUUUGGGUAGAGUUCUUCAUUUUCUGAACACCAAAAAGGUGCGAGACAUGGAUGAUGAUACUUGCAAUCAUCUGCAAGCUUUGUGGGAGGAACUUGAGGCAUUUGGAUUUGAUUUGGCAUGGCUAAAACCUCAUGUUGAAUAUGCCUUAGGCAUGAAAAAUCGUGUUGAGAAAGUUCUUGAGGUGAAAAAGUUGGAAGAGAGUGUGAAUGUUUUGAAGAAGAAUGUGAAUACUUUAAAGGAGAAUGUGACUACUUUGGAGGAGAGAACAAAGGCUUCGAGGACAAAGAUGAUUGAUGCAGAGAUAAAACUUGAAAAAACAAAAAGAGAUCUUGAGAAAGCAAAAAAGGGAUUCGAAGAAUGUGAUUUGGAUGCUGAAAUGGGAUAUGGAAAAUCAUGA
This is a messenger RNA of Vigna unguiculata (cowpea), 759 nucleotides long. Its product is annotated as TRAF-like family protein. NCBI's taxonomy places the organism in Eukaryota, Viridiplantae, Streptophyta, Magnoliopsida, Fabales, Fabaceae. The record is from RefSeq and is a predicted model, not a curated record.